CUCGACACCACGGCAUAGAAUCGGAGUGCGCAGCCCGCGAUUAAUAUUGCGAUACGCCCAGGCUCGACUCCACUCGAAGGAUUGAUCACGUGAACAGCGCUGCUCCGUUGUUGCCUUGCUGCCGGUCGAGCUAGCGAUCAACGUUCGAGUUUACAAGCUCAAGCUAUCGCUAUGCAGCCGAUCGCUACGACCAAGGGCAAGCUGACACAGCUCAGAUAUGAGCUGCCGCAACGCGUCCACGCAGCCACCAUCUACCCAGUCAAAGCUCCCAAUGGCUCAACCAUCCUGCUUCAUGCGCACGAUACCGGCGUAAGCGUCAUCUGGAGGGGAGGGCGACCGCUGAAGAAGACCGCGCCGCCUCCCAAGCAGGCGCCAAAGCCGCAGAAGGUCAAUGGAGCCAGCGACGAUGCGGUCAUGAUCAUCGACUCGGACGACGAUGAGCCUGCGAAACCUGCGCCGGCGCAAUCCAUGCCGCGAGCCGAGUUUGAAGAAGAAGAGGAGGAGCUCGACCCAGACCAGCCGUACCCCUCGAUCGUACAGCAGGUCCAUCUCUCCUUCAACACCGAAGUCCUGCACAUUGCCGUACCUCAAGUGCCAACUGUCUCCGCACUCCGACCUGCGGAAACGAUACCAGCGAUCUUCAGCAAGAAGCUCGUCUUCACUGCCACCUGCGCCGACUCCACCAUACGCGUCGUUACUCUGCCCCUGAGUCUCCCACCACACGCUGCAAGGGAAAAGCCAUGGAGCGCAUCUUCGCAAUAUGGCGAGGAAGUCAUCAAGUUCCACGGGCACCAAAGCAUCGCGCGAGGUGUGACCAUGACCUGGACGUCAAGAGGAGAGCCGAGCGCGAAGCACGAGACCGACGAUGAGGUGGACGUAGACGCAGAGGGCGAUGUUGGUGCAACACCAGGACGGCGGCGCAGGAAACAACAGAGCCGCUCGCGCUCACGCCCGGGCACGGCAGCUGGAUUCGACAUCUUGGUCGCGACGCACUCGGCUGAACUCGGGGGUCUGUUCAAGAUCUGGCGCUUCGAACUCACUGAAACCUCCGUCAACGGUGCCCAUCCGAUUGCGCCCUACAAGACUGUGACACUACGUAAGCCUGCGUCUAGCAUUGCUUUCAACACCGCCCAAUACCCCAAGCGUCGCCACUCUCAGCUUCUCAUCACCGAUCUGACCGGCACCGCGCGUGUCUACGAUCCAUUCGCGCCCGCGAGUCGCAAGCGGAGUGCAAGCGGCCAAAGCGAGCCUGGUGCCUUCACGACCAUGUUCAGGUCGACGUUCGAAAGCGUGAAGAGCAACUCGCUCACGCCUCCAAUUCUUGCUACCCGCAAAGCGAUUCUCGACGCGGCGUGGACGUGUGACGGGCGGCACAUCCUGGCUUUGCUCGCAGACGGCGAAUGGGGCGUGUGGGAUUGUGAUCAGUCAGGACCCAGUCCACCCGCUGAUCCUGCCGCCUUUUCUCUGCGCGGCUUCGUGGGCACAGCCGAGAAGGAGGGAAGCAGCAAUGGUCCAUCCAGCCCCAAGCGUGGUGGUCGUAGCUCCCUUGCACCAAUGACACCAAACACUCGUCGCAGGAAAGAGGAUAACCUCUUCCAUGGUAGCUCGUCUGGUAUUGCUGUGCCAACGCGCGGAGGCGUCUCGGUUGCUUCGUCAACGUCAGCGAACGGCACAGUAUCUGAAGACUCAGUCAUCAUCUGGUACGGUUCAGAAGUGUACAGGAUAGCAGACCUAACCAAGUUCUGGACACGCAAUGCCUCCGCAAGCCGUGGACAAUCUCUCCCCGGCCCCGGCCUCACUCAGAUCCACGACAUUCCCCUGCUCGGCGAAUCCAUCACAUCGAUAACACAGUUCGACACCACCGCUGCUGCAUCGCGGAUGGCCAUCGGCAGAGACAUUCUGAUCGCAGCAGAACACCGACUCAUCAUCUCGGCAGGCACAAAUCAGCCUCUGGGACGUGAUCUCGGCGCUGUGUUCGCACUACCGCCCGCCGAGGAGGAAGACAGCAGACGAGCAGAUCAGGCCCUUCUUACUCGUGGCGAGCUCGAUAUCGGCGGUAUGGACAGGCUGCUUGAGGAUAUGGAGAGCAGUGGCAGCGGGCUGAAGAGCCUGACUAUGGGCAAUCCGAGGAAAGUGCUGUUUGCUUCGUCGGCGGCAUGAUCCACAGCAUUUGUGGGCGCUCGACGGCGCGUUGCUUGUAAGACUAUUGAUAUCCCCAUCGACCGUUGCCUGCGCAUCACCUCACUUUCUGUCUUUUCUUCUUCUGUUCUUUGUAUCAGCCACUUCGCGGCCUAAGUAUCAGCCACUUCGCGGCCUAAGGUGGAGCUCAGCGACCAGACCCAUUCCUGCUGCUCAGUAUAGCCUCGCGAAAGAGUGAACAGCGCUCUUGCAGUCGCCGACGCCUUAGUACCCCUCAGGGGAGAAGACAAGGAUGUCUGGAUAGCUGCAGAGCGCGAGCACGCCUCCCGUUGC
Messenger RNA from Macroventuria anomochaeta, 2472 nucleotides. RefSeq lists its product as uncharacterized. The coding region runs from base 172 to 2160 and encodes 662 amino acids. The transcript is spliced from 2 exons. The record is from RefSeq and is a predicted model, not a curated record. Gene Ontology annotation, molecular function: protein binding. NCBI's taxonomy places the organism in Eukaryota, Fungi, Ascomycota, Dothideomycetes, Pleosporales, Didymellaceae.